This is a messenger RNA of Papilio xuthus (Asian swallowtail), 2785 nucleotides long. RefSeq names its product Calbindin 53E (gene Cbp53E). Gene Ontology annotation, molecular function: calcium ion binding. The transcript is spliced from 12 exons. NCBI's taxonomy places the organism in Eukaryota, Metazoa, Arthropoda, Insecta, Lepidoptera, Papilionidae. Gene Ontology annotation, cellular component: nucleus; cytosol; synapse. The record is from RefSeq and is a predicted model, not a curated record. Bases 45 to 992 code for a protein of 315 amino acids. Gene Ontology annotation, biological process: regulation of long-term synaptic potentiation; regulation of presynaptic cytosolic calcium ion concentration.
GUGUAAUUUUUAAAGGUUUACGAAAGAUUAUAUUUCUUGUAAAAAUGAGUUUUGAUUCGACAUCAUCAAAGAAGGUUAACUUCGAUAGAGCUAAUAACUUUAUGCGUCAAUUCAGAGACCCUGAUUCAAGAGAAUUGAAGAAACUAUCAGCUAAUCAGUUCAUGGAGGUUUGGAGUCAUUACGACAGAGAUGGUAACGGCUACAUCGAGGGAACCGAACUGGAUGGCUUCUUGAAGGAGUUUGUGUCCAGUGCCAACUUCAUUGAUGUCAGUCCUGAUGCUGUAUCAGAUUCGAUGUUGGUGGAACUGAAAGCGUGUUUCAUGGAAGCGUACGAUGACAAUCAAGAUGGCAAAAUUGAUAUACGAGAGCUCGCUCAACUACUGCCUAUGGAGGAAAACUUUCUGCUACUAUUCAGGUUUGAUAACCCUCUAGAAUCCAGUGUGGAGUUUAUGAAGAUUUGGCGUGAGUACGACACGGACGGCAGUGGGUACAUCGAAGCAGAUGAACUAAAGAAUUUUCUUAGAGACUUAUUAAAAGAAGCUAAGAAAAUCAACGACGUAUCGGAAGACAAGCUUAUUGAAUAUACUGACACAAUGCUUCAAGUGUUCGACUCCAACAAGGAUGGUAGACUACAGCUGUCAGAAAUGGCAAAGUUAUUGCCCGUUAAAGAAAAUUUCUUGUGCAGACAAGUUUUUAAGGAGGGCAUAGAGGGAGCUACUAAAUUAACAAAAGACGACAUCGAAAGAGUUUUCUCACUAUACGAUAGGGAUAACAACGGCUCAAUAGAAAACGAAGAAUUGCGUGGAUUCUUAAAGGACUUACUGGAGUUAGUGAAAAAGGAUUACGACGCUCAGGAUCUUCUCGAAUUUGAGGAGACAAUACUCCAAGGUGUGGAGUACAGUAGUGACGGCAAGAUCAGCAGGAAGCAACUCACCAUGAUUCUACUUGCUCUUGCCAAACAUAACCAGGAGGAGGAACCUUCCACACCGUAAGAACACUGCACCUCACAUAACACUCCGUCCUCGACUCGCGAAUUAAUUAGACAUGACGGUCUCUCAUCUGGGAGUGAUCUCUCACACAAAACGAUGUAACGAUUUUCUUUUAUAUAUUGUAAAGUGGCAUACGGUAACCUCAAUGCGCCACCAUACACACAAUUGCAGAUGCGGUGCCUACCUCUUAUAGAUAGGAGGACACGUACAGACAGAGAAUAUUUUCCAUUACGAUAGUAGGAGGGGAAGGAUACAUCCCUAAUCAAAUCCAUGCCCCAUCCCAUCCUUUCCUUAUAACAUAAGGAUGAGAAGAGUGCUAAAAUUAGACUUCCGAAACGCAAAAACAAAAAAAUAACAAAAAAAAACGAAUCGAGUGGACACCACACAUUUUAACAUCAGUCAAGCCUUUUUAUGUGUUCAUGACUUUGUGACAUGGCUUGAUGCAAAUUAAAAAGUGACUUCAUUCUCUUAAGCUACGGUUACAAUACGACAUUAUACAAUCAGUUAAUCUCUUUCCAAAAUUAUUACGACACGAUAAUUUGUCGCCUAAGCCGUUGUGUAAAAAUCUGUAAACAAUAUAGACAUUAAUGUCGGACGUAUAUUUCGUAGUCUAAUCGUACCUUAAGGUCACAAAAUAUGUCAAAAUCAGACAUUCGUGCACAUUUCCUUUAAAUAUUAUAUUUGAAUUAUAAAGUUAAUCGUUUUGUGUAAAAGAUUAUAGGGUCGAAAUUAUCAUUAUUAUUUAUAAUUAUUUUUAUUAACGGCAGAUUAUUUAACCUUAGCUUUAUUUGUUUAUGUAUAAUUCAUUACGAACCAUCUAAAAUUAUCAGUCAAUUUCCUGUGCCGAAAAACUUAUACAAAAACAAGUAGAUUGUUAUCUCUCUUUUUUUUAAGAGAAAGAAAGGGAUAACUAUAUGUUUUUGGAUGUGUCCCCUAAAAUGGUUUACGGAAGGAUGGUAAGACAGAAAAAUAAGGUUAUUUAUUUAUUACAAAGUAAUCUCAGCCGCAAAUAAAUAAAAAUAGUGAGAUAUAAAAAAAAACAUGUUGUAUAAAUGUGUAGAGUAAGAUUUUUUACAAUGCAAGUAUUAGUAGUAGAAAAUCUUUAACUGGUAACACCAAUUCUAUUCCGAUUUUAAAAAAUCGUCACCAUCUUAAUGCCAAAUCAUAUGCCAAAUAUUAGAUAUUAUUUUUUUAAACCACACCUGUUGUACAAAAUUGAGAUAUCAUAGAAAAUUCCUACAUAUCACAGAUUUAUUUUUGAGUCAGAUUUUUCUUAAACAUCAAUUUCUCGUGCCAUUUUGAAAUAACUAGGUUAUGUAGUGAUUUAAUUUAAAAUCUGAUGUUUUUUGUUUAAUAUUUUACGUAAUUUUUAAACUAAAAAAUGAUAAUGUUGCCAUUAACGGACUUUAAAAUAUCCAAUAGGAUUUAAUUAAAUGAAUGGUAAAGAAAAAAAAAUAUCUUGGUAUAAGUAACAAGCCCUAAUCAACAGAAUAGUUUUUUUUUUAAAGAAACAAGACAAUAUAGAAGAACAAAAAUAAAUGUUGUUGCUUAUAAAUGUACCUAAAUGUAUAAGCUUUGAUGUGUGUAGAUGUGUGAUUAUGUAGGCUGCGCCCUCGUAAAAGUAUAUUCUUCAAAUCAAGAUCUCAACUUUGUAACUAAACUUUAUACGUUUAAAUAGCUAAAAACAGACAAGGUAUCAGACUAACCGUGAGUUUUUGAGACAAAAAUCCCCGUUUAAAACAUAUAAUUUUCUCUUUUUUGUCAAACAUGAAAGACAGAGAUGAUAUGUUUUAUAC